GUCGCCGCCUGGUAGAUCGCAACCGACUUGCCGCGAGCAGUGCCGUUUCGCUCGAUUGUUUCCAAUUGAACCCGCCGCCCGGACCGCGGCAUAUGUUAGUACGGCAGCGGGCAGACGGAGACCGUUUCUUGCCGCUCGCGAGGAUAACCUAACGGUUGACGACGCCCCCGUAGAGGGAAACACACCCAAAAAAAGCCGCUCACGAGGUCGCGUUUAUUUAUCUCGUGCCGACUCAGCGGAAUGCCGUCUCGUUAGGCUCCGGCGGUUGCACGGUGUCCGCAGUGCCAAGUUCGUAGGGACUACAGCGGUGUGUUUGCGUCCCGGCGUAUCGCCGGCUCUCUUGUUGUACCCCCACCCUGUCUUUAUUUCUUAGGUGAUAGAAAGGACAACAAGGUUCACGAGUGAGAAGUAAUCGAAGAAGAAUAAAGCGCCCAAGACUUUGAUUUAAUUUCACAGUGUUGCCGAUCGUCGCCGCAAAAAUAUCUCGCAGCUUUUCUUCCUUCUUUCUCUCGUCUAGGAAGGAACAAAUGGCAGCGUGAAUAACAUGCGCGAAAUAUGGACAGCAUAUGCGCAGCCUGGAGCUCGCGUUUUCGCGGCCGUAUAUUUCGCCAAGGCAGAUCAGGAUCAGAUACAACACUCAAGCCGAGGCGGGCGCCGAUUUUCUUGCGAUCGUACGCGCCAAGGACGUGCAGCUGCGGCGACUGAUACUGACAAACUGGGUGUUCGGCUACAAAUGGGGUAAUCGGGGAACGCUGCUCUGUGCCUUGGCAAACUUUCUACGCGGUCAGCGCAGUCUGGAGAUCCUGAGCCUAUUAAACGCAGACUUCGGCGUGGCAGACGUGUUGCGACUGCUGGGGACAGUUGUCAAAGGAUCUGGUGAACAUCUAGUCUCCCUGGAUCUCCGCGGUGCUUUCAGAGAAUGGCAAGCCCCUCACGACAACCCAAGAUACUUGCGUCUGCUAGGUCGUUUUCAUGCGCUAACUUUGUUAAAGUUGGACUAUCCGGCUUUAUCAAACCACGCUCUCGACGCUCUUGCAAAUGGAGCAUCAAAAACGCUAAAGUAUCUAUACAUAUCCGUAAGAGACUCGGACUCUAGGCAGCACAUGGUAGCGGACGCUGCCUGGCGCAACUUGGUGUUAGCUUGCCCCGAUUUGACAGUGUCCUAUACUAUAGUGAACAUCUCACAUUACGAGGAUAUGUACUACCUGCUAUUGCCUAGUGUCCCCCUUGCUAAGUUCCACAUGUUCAGCGGGCAUGUAUGGGAUCAGAGCAGGUCACGGAAUUUCAGAAACACGAUCGGUUUGAUAAUUAAUCAAUACACGAAUACAUUAGUUGAAGUUAUGCUGCAGCUUAGGAACAAUCGCGAAUCGCUCGACGAUUUAUUGGUGUCCAUGUUGAUACGUUGCAAGCGCUUGACAAGAUUGCAGUAUGACGGAAUAAUAAGAAGUCUCGAAACUUUACUCGAAAUAUGUCAGCUUCAAGCCGAACGCAAAACCCAUUUCAGGACAAUACAUGUAAAACCUCGGAAUAUCAAUACUCAAAAUCGUGCUAUACUGCACGAUAUUAAUUAUCGAUACGAUCGCAAAAUGCACGAACAAGGAGUCGACUUUCGAAUUGAAGAUCCCACCUCGAUCCUAUUCUUCUAUUGAAGAUCUUGUUUUCGUCAAUAAUUUUGAAUGUUUUUGAUUUGGCAAAAAAAAUUAUAUCUAUUUUGAUGUUGAUGUUUUAUAAUGUCAUAGAACAUGCCUUCUUUUUUUAUCAAAUAACAUAAUAAUUAAAAUAAUGAUAAAAAGACAAUUUUUUUAAUUGUCCAAGAAUGAAGAAAAAUGUGAUUGCACUAUAAGAGCAACAAGCACUAUAAUGUAUAAAAAUAUAAAAAUAUAAAAACUGAUUAACAAUCAAUUUUUAUUCAAGUUUUAAAUAACUGAUAUAUGUGCAUGUUUGGACAUAAUAGUGCAUAUUAUAAAGUUUAUUAUUUAUUUAAUAUAUAAAAGCUUUCGAUUUAUAUACAUAAAAUAAUUAAAUUGUAUUUUUUCCCUUUAUUUUCUUACAUUAUCCACAAGGAAUAAAUAGUAAUCUAAAAUGGCAGUGCUUGUUUAUAGAAAAAUGUAUAUACAUCAAAAUAACGUAUUAACUAUGCAACUAUACCUACUUUAUAAAACGAAUACUAAUACCUGUAUGUUCUCAUAUAACGAAUAACAUUAUACAAUAUCACAAUCAAAAAUAUUUUUAUAAAUAUUAAAAAUGUAAUAAAACUACAAUUUUAAGUUGGGUUGAAAAUG
Molecule: messenger RNA, 2282 nt
Organism: Vollenhovia emeryi
Lineage: Eukaryota; Metazoa; Arthropoda; Insecta; Hymenoptera; Formicidae
Product: F-box only protein 39-like
Exons: 8
Coding region: 567-1649 (360 amino acids)
Biological process (GO): SCF-dependent proteasomal ubiquitin-dependent protein catabolic process; positive regulation of protein ubiquitination
Cellular component (GO): SCF ubiquitin ligase complex
Molecular function (GO): protein binding
Source: RefSeq, a predicted model, not a curated record